Messenger RNA from Dendrobium catenatum, 1440 nucleotides. RefSeq names its product cinnamoyl-CoA reductase 1. Gene Ontology annotation, molecular function: oxidoreductase activity, acting on the CH-OH group of donors, NAD or NADP as acceptor. The transcript has 5 exons. The coding region runs from base 95 to 1087 and encodes 330 amino acids. The record is from RefSeq and is a predicted model, not a curated record. Lineage: Eukaryota; Viridiplantae; Streptophyta; Magnoliopsida; Asparagales; Orchidaceae.
AUGAUUGAUCGAUCAGCAAAUUUUCCGUCAUCUCCGGUCUUCGAGAUCUUCACCUCCCCAUCCCCCUCUCCCUUCGCUAAUCGCCGUUGUAAAAAUGACCGCCGACAACGCGUUAUCCUCCACCACAGAUCAACGGAAAACGGUUUGUGUCACCGGUGCCGGCGGCUUCAUUGGAUCGUGGCUCGUGAAGCUUCUCCUCGAACGCGGUUACGCCGUGCGCGGAACAGUUCGGAGUCUAGAUGAGGCGAAGAACAAACAUCUGAGGGAAUUGGAAGGGGCAUCGGAGCGGUUGGUGCUCUGCAAAGCCGAUCUGCUUGAUCUGGACGGGCUUCGUGAGGCGAUUAAGGGAUGCGAAGGUGUUUUCCACCCGGCUUCACCGGUGACUGAUGAUCCUGAACUGAUGGUGUAUCCGGCAGUUGAGGGGACGAGGAAUGUGAUCAGGGCGGCGGCGGAGGCUGGAGUGAGGCGGGUGGUGUUCACGUCUUCGAUUGGGGCUGUGACGAUGGAUCCUAAGCGCGGUGACGAUGUGGUCGUUGAUGAGUCAUGCUGGAGCGACCUGGAAUUCUGUAAGCAGACUAAGAACUGGUACUGCUACGGAAAGGCGGUGGCGGAGCAGGCGGCUUGGGACCUGGCCAGGGAGCUCAGGGUGGAUCUGGUUGUGGUGAACCCGGUUCUGGUGCUAGGCCCACUUCUUCAGGCGACUAUAAACGCCAGCGCGAUGCACUUGCUCAAGUAUCUGGACGGCUCCGCCAAGACCUACACCAACGCCGUUCAAGCCUACGUCCACGUCCGCGACGUCGCCGACGCUCACAUUCGCGUCUUCGAGGCCCCAGCCGCCUCCGGCCGCUUCAUCUGCGCCGAAUCCGUCCUCCACCGCGAGGACCUCGUCCGAAUCCUCGCCAAGCUCUUCCCGGAGUACCCCGUCCCAACCAAGUGCUCUGAUGAGAUUAAUCCAAGGAAGAAGCUAUACAAGUUCACUAACCAGAAGCUGAAGGACCUUGGCCUGGAGUUCACGCCCGCGGCCCAAGCUGUCUAUGAAACCGUGAAGAGCCUGCAAGAGAAAGGCCAGCUACCCAUCCUCUCCUAACACCAUAACACCAUAUAUCUGCUUGCGAGGUCGUCACUUUUUAAGUUUCUCUCAAUAGCAGUUUUAUAAGAUUACUAUGUAAUAGAAUAACAAUAUGAGAAAUGUUUCUUCUACCACCAUAAUUCAACACUAAUUAUAUACAUAUAAGGGUGCGAUGUUACCAUCACACUCUUAUCCCACACUUCUCUCAUAUAUAUAUAAACCUGUGUUGAAUUUUGUGGUGUAAGAAGCAUCUAUCUUCCUUAAUAUAUAUUGUGAACAAACUUGGUACCUUAUUGCUUUAAUUUUCAUCUUAUUGUGGAAACUUUGACAAGCCAGUUCUACUGGUGUGUUAAGCGGUUUUAUAUGCUGAA